Messenger RNA from Triticum dicoccoides, 5163 nucleotides. RefSeq lists its product as uncharacterized. The transcript has 7 exons. The coding region runs from base 110 to 1339 and encodes 409 amino acids. The record is from RefSeq and is a predicted model, not a curated record. NCBI's taxonomy places the organism in Eukaryota, Viridiplantae, Streptophyta, Magnoliopsida, Poales, Poaceae.
CCAGCACAGUCCAUCGCCAACUUCCCUCUUUCCCCUUCUCCCCUUCCCAAAACCUCAAUCUCAGAGGAAAAAGGUAACCUCCUCGCCGCCGGCCAAUCGGGCAUCCGCCAUGGCCUACCUCCCGCCCCACCGGCGCCACUCCAGCAGCUCCGAGCCCGCCCCAACCCCUUUCCCACCGAUCUCCUCCCUCCAGUCCCUUUCCAUCUCCUCCCCUCGCGGUCGCGGGCGUCACCACCUCCGCCCGUCCAACAACAAGAUCAUCCACGCCGCGGGCUGCGUCUCCCGCUGGUCCCCGCUCCCGCCCUUCCCCCCCGGCUCCGGCGACGCCGACACUUUCCGCCUCGUCCCCUUCCCCUGCGAUCCCAUCGAGCGCGAGACGGGCGCCAAGCCCCUCGUCCUCGCCCUCUCCUCCCCGAAAAGCGCCCCCGGCUCCGCGGAGGCCGCGGUCGCGGCCAUCACCGAGAGUUUCUUGCCGGACCUCCUAGCCGCGGCGGAGAGGGCGAGGGCGACGGCGCGCGAUGCGCCCACGGAAGACGAGGAGGUAAAGCUGAGCCUCGUGGCAAGGGUGGGCAAGGUCCUGUUCCAACCCGGACCUAGCGGCGGACCCGUCUCCCUGGACUCUGUCCGCGACGCAGCAAAAGCAGGGGCAGAAGGAUCGAGGAGCCAGGUCCGUAAAUCGUUCUAUACGAAUUUGCCCGGCAAGUGUGUGGAUGAGAUUGGGAUGUAUAUUGGGAAGCUGACGGAUCUGAAGUUCGAUUCAUCAAAAAAGCACUACCAUGUCAAGGUGUUUGACAAGCAGCGAAGUGAUACGACGAUGUCUUGCAAAUGCACCGUGCAAGAGGAUGGGAAGCUUGUGAUCCACAAGGUUGAAUUGAACCAGAUACGGCAGCUGGUGGAGGACAUAUCCUGCCUGUCCAAAGAUUUUGAUUUAAGGCUGAUGUUGCGUACAAAAAGGAUCCUGAAGAACAUAGACCCUGAAGUGGAAAAUGCCAUAAAGAGCUUAGUGUCUUCAGCUAUUGUUGAUCCUGAUGCCAAAGGGGGACUUAAAUGGCCACUUGGGAAUGAGUCGAUUGGUGAGAGGUUCAGCAUAGUUGGGGUGUGGCAUACAAGCUAUAGUGCUUUCAGGAAUAAAACCUUAAGGUUGAAGCUCAGGUGUGCUGACCGGUUUGACCACCGGAGCUCCACUGGAGAGAUUUCCAAUGAAGUUACCUUCAAACUAACUGGCAUAUCUGAGAGACUGCAGGAUGGGAAUGAAGAGGUGGACACUCUGAAGGGGAUGCUGGACUCCGCGGUGCAGAUGAUCUGGGACACUGUUUUGAGCUACAAGAUCAAGCCUUGAGCUUGGGUAUGCUGACAUACAGGGGGAGUACAUUUUUUUUUCGAAACGGAGGCAAAAGAUUUGCCUCAUCUAUUAAAUAAGAAGAGGAUAGAGUUUGUUACAAGGGCACACUUUUAGACGAUGAUGUUGUUUAGCAAGAUUGGUGGCGGAGCACUCUUGUUCCGGAAAACACGGGCAUUCCGCUCGUUCCAAAUGGUCCAUGACACGAGCAUGUUUAGAGAGGCCAUGGCCUUCCUGUUGGGGACUCCGGCGCCGGUCCUAUUUGUCCACCAUUCCUUGACCGAACUCUCAAGAUGCCACAUAGAGGUGUCCAUAUGAUGAAGCCCAAAUUUUGCAAUGACCAAGUUCCAUAGCCUAAUAGUGAAGCGGCACUUGAAGAAAAGGUGCGGUCCACUUUCUUGCUCUCGCUUGCAAAGGGUGCAAAGACCACAAUUUGGCCAUCCACGUUUUUGUAGUCUAUCCGCGGUCCAAGUUCUGUCUUGGAUAGCCAACCAAGCGAAGAAUUUAGCCUUUGGUGGCGCUCAAGUUUUCCAAACCAUUUGGUCCAUGGGAGAGAGAACCAAGCCAAGGAAUUGGGCCUUGUAGGCGGAGGCUGCAGUGUAGUGCCCGCUUGUCGUAUGCUUCCACACAAUAGUAUCUUCAGAGAGUGCAUCCAGAUGUACAUCAUUCACAAGUGUCCAUAGUGUGAAGAAUUGUCGGAUGUGCUCAGCGGAGACAACCGUGGAGGUGUUGAUCUUGAGGAUCCAUGCAUUAUUUUGUAGGGCCUCCCGCACCUUCCAAUUCUUCCUUGAGGAGGCCACAAAGACGAGCGGGGCAACAUCCUUAGGCUUGCACCCAUGGAGCCAUGGUGACUCCCAAAAAGGCGUUUUAGCGCCGUUCCCCAUGGUGAUGGUCGUGGAUGCAUAGAAGAAGUCAAGGUCCUCCUCAUUACAUGGAUUUCCCAAGCCCACACACAACUUUUGUGGUGCCGUCCAUUCAAACCAUGGCCAUCUCAAGCGCAAGGCCCGAGCGAAUUUAUCGGUGUUGAGAACCCCUAGGCCGCCAUAUUCGCACGGGCGGCAAACCAUUUCCCAGUUUACCUUGCACUUGGCGCCCGUCGUCUUAUCCGAUCCCGACCAAAGGAAAGCCCGCUCCAGUUUGUUGAUAUUGUGAAGAAUGCCCGGCGGUAUGACCAAAGAUGUGAUGAAAUAGACCGCUUGCGAGGUGGCGACAGACUUAACAAGUGUCGUUCGUCCAAUGGUGGUGCUGUUUUGCCCCUCGUAUGUCACCAACUUGGCCGCAAUUUUGUCCUCAAGAAAUUGCAAAUCCACCUUCUUAAGCUGCCAGACGGACAAUGGAAGACCCAAGUAUCUUAUGGGGAAGGACGCCCUGUUAGCUAGCAAUCCUUGCAGAAUGUGCUCCAGGUUUAGGUGAUUGCAUCGAAUGGGCAAAACCGAGCUCUUGUGAAAAUUGGUGCAUAGUCCGGUGACCUCCCCAAAUCCGCGCAAAAUGGCCGAGAGGUUGUCAAUAUCUUUUUUGAUUGGAGCCAUGAAAACAGCCGCAUCGUCUGCAUAUAGUGAAGUUCGCACCAUGAUCCCUCUCCCACGAAUUUUGUGGAGUAGUCCUUUUCGGGUUGCCAGCUCCAGUAGUUGUUGGAGUGUGUCAAUUGCAAUGACAAAAAGGAGCGGGGAUAGGGGGUCCCCCUGCCGAAGGCCCCUACCGUGCUUGAUGGGGUUGCCAGCCACCCCGUUUAACAGAAUCCUAGAAGAUGAUGUGCAAAGAAGAGCCGCAAUCCAAUCCCGAAACUUGGGGGGAAACCCCCUCCGCCGAAGGAGGUCGAGGAUGUAUUCCCAUCUGACCGAGUCGAAGGCUUUGCGUAUAUCUAGCUUGAACAGGAGAGACGGAGUCUUGCAUUUGUGUAGCCUACGGGCCAAGUUCCGAACACACAUGAAGUUAUCGUGGAUGCUUCUGCUCUUGAUGAAUGCACUUUGGGCGUUAGAGACCAAGCUGUUCAUGCGCGGGGCGAGACGGAUGGAAAGAAUUUUUGCGAUAAUCUUGGCGACGGCAUGAACGAGACUAAUGGGCCUGUAGUCCGCAAUCCCCUCCGCGCCCUCUUUCUUGGGCAACAUCACUAUAUUUGCGGAGUUGAGCCAAUGGAGACUAGAUGUGUGAAGGGAGUCAAACUGGUGUAUCACCCUCAUCAUGUCGAACUUAAUGACGUCCCAACACUUCUUAAAAAAAGCUCCAGUGAAGCCGUCUGGGCCGGGCGCCUUGUCACUUGGCAUGUCAUUGAUUGCCUCACGUACCUCCUCAACGGUGAUGGGUGAGUCGAGGCCGUGCAAGUCAUGUACCUCUAAGUUGAGCUCCUCCCAGUUUAGAUCCUUAUUGCACGUGUUUCCUUUUUUCAUCACUUCAAAAAAGUGGUCCAGAAUGAGCUUCUCCUUAGCGUCAUGCUCGGUGACCCACCCUUGGUCAUGUUUUAGCCUAUGAAUGUGAUUUUUCCUCCUUCUAGCAUUAAUCCGGCGAUGGAAGAACUUGGUGUUGGCAUCACCCUCCUUGAGGUUAGCAAUUCUCGCACUUUGCUUUUUCCGACCUCUCUCAAGCACGGCCCAGCUAAUGACCCUCCUUUUAAGCCUCGCCCUAAGGUCACUCUCCUCGGGAGAGAGUUGUCGGGUCUCUUGAGCGAUGUCGAGGCGUAGGAUCACGAAUAGUGCAGCGUGUAGGUGAACCUUUGCCUUGGAGAAAAGGCCCCUACUCCAUUCGGAAAGGCGGAGAGCCACCUUCUUGAGCUUAUGGAACAGGACUUGAUAUGGCUCAACAUGCUCGAGCGGCUCAAUCCAAGCCUUUUUGACCACCUCCAUAAAGCCGGGCAUAGCAAUCCAAAAAAUUUCAAACUUGAAGGUUCUAGGCCUCCGAGGCCCCUUAUCAUCUGCGAGGAGAAGCGGGCAGUGAUCGGAUAGAGAGGACGAGAGGGCGUGAAGCAGAUGAGUGCUGAAAGUGGUGUCCCACUCGGCAUUGCAAAAAAACAAGUCCAGUUUGCACAUAGUCGGGUUUUCCCUCUCGUUGCUCCAAGUGAACCUCCUAUUUUGCAGGUGUAUCUCUUUAAGCUCACAACUUUGCAGUGUCGCUCGAAAACCGAUUAAUUCUACUUCGAUUGACAUGCCUUUUAUUUUUGUCUCUUGCACGAUAAAUUUGGUUGAAAUCCCCAGCCGCAAGCCAUGGCAUGCCAUUGGGCGGUUUUUGGCUGAUAAGCUCCGCGAAGAAGGCAUCUUUGCGAGAAGAAUCCGCGGGGCCGUACACGGUGGUGAGCUUGUAUUGCACAUCGGAGUCACGAAUACGGACCAUGGCGGACAGGCAGAAGGUGGUAGCUGUGAUGUUGGACAUUUCCACAAGGUGAUCGUCCCAGAGCAGCAAAAUGCCUCCACGAGUGCCGUCCGCCGGCCUUUGCGCAAAACUGCGGAGUCUGCUCCCUCCUAAGAAGGAAGCUGUGAAGAUGUCGACAUUGUGAAGCUUUGUUUCCUGUAGACACACAAUAUGGCAAGAAGAAGCAGCGAUGGUGGCGCUGACAGUAGCUCGUCUAUCCGGACAGUUGAGGCCCCGGACAUUCCAACACAUAAACAGGGGGAGUACAUUGCAUUGUCAUUGUGUGCCAUAUAGUUGUUUGACGAUGCUUUGGUCUUCCUUGCUAGUUGCUACUGCAAUGGGUGUGGUUUACAGACCCGCUGUCUAUAUAGAGUUGUAGUAGUAUUUAGUAGUGGAUUACUGAAUUGCCAUGCUGGUUAACUGCACGAGAAUGCGGUGUGUGCUACCUGCUGAGUUGCAAUUUUCAGAUUGUUCGCAUUUCA